Molecule: messenger RNA, 1585 nt
Organism: Pezoporus flaviventris
Lineage: Eukaryota; Metazoa; Chordata; Aves; Psittaciformes; Psittacidae
Gene: SOST
Product: sclerostin
Exons: 2
Coding region: 349-990 (213 amino acids)
Biological process (GO): negative regulation of Wnt signaling pathway; ossification; negative regulation of BMP signaling pathway
Molecular function (GO): BMP binding
Source: RefSeq, a predicted model, not a curated record
GCUGGUUUUAAUUAUACCAGCGUUAGAAAGAAACUGCAGAGAGGCUCGUCAGCUCCCGGUUCAUCCCGGUCUUGUCAGUCACCAUUGUUGCCAGGCACAAAACUGGACACAUAUGAGAAGUUUUGACAUAGAAGUUGUGGAAUAUUGUUCACUAACCCACCCCCACACACCCAUUUUAUUCCACACUGACAAAAGCUGAGAUGAAUGAGUUGUUCUCUGGCCCUUCCCACUUUGCAUAGUCAUUGGCUGGCUUGGUUCUAAAAGGGAUUUAAAAAAGGGGAAUAAUGUGCCUUUGCCUGGGAUCUGAGACUGUCAGGGUGCUGAAAAGCUAAUCUGCGAGCUGCCACCAUGCAGAUCCCUUGGGCUGUGUGCUCUGUCUGUGUCUUAACACAAAUGGCAUUUCGAUCUGUGGAAGGGUGGCAAGUGUUUAAAAAUGAUGCUACAGAAAUCAUCCCUGAGAUGACUGAAAACACAGAAACACCGAUGGAGCAGACUUUCAGCAACAACAACACGAUGAACCAGGCAAAGCAUGGAGGAAGACACAUACAGCAAGCUCCAGACCCUAACGACGCUUCCGACUUCAGCUGCAGGGAGAUGCGCACCACCCGCUACGUCACAGAGGGGCCCUGCCGCAGCAUCAAGCCCGUCAAGGAACUGGUGUGCUCUGGUCAGUGUGUCCCCUCGCACCUCCUGCCCAACUCCAUCGGCAGAGGGAAGUGGUGGCGGCAGAACUCCCUGGAUUAUCGCUGCAUCCCCGCGCACACGCGCACGCAGCGCAUCCAGAUGGCCUGUCCUGACGAAGAGACUCGGACUUACAAAUUCCGAGCCGUCACGUCCUGCAAGUGCAAGCGCUACACUCGCUACCACAACCAGUCCGAGCUGAAGGACUUUGGGAAGGAGCCUGCCAGGCCUCAGAAGAACAAGAAGCCCCGUCUCUCCAGGGCGAGGAGCAGCAAAUCGAACCAGCAUGAGUUAGAAAACGCUUAUUAGAAGGCGGCUCCGAGCGGUACAGCCUGGCAGCUCUGGAUAUCUGACGAGACAUCGACUGGCACUCACAGGCCACAGCAUCACGUUCUGACUGCAGUAGGUUUUAAUUCCUUCUGCUAAGCGGGGUCAAAGGCUCACACAGUGAAAAACCUGUCCGACUGUAGCAGCUACGGUGUGAUAAAGGAACGAGAGAAACUGAGCUGGAGGUAGCAACACCUAAAUUCAGUCCGAGAGGAGAGGUACACCUUGGAGGUCCUGUGGCUUGUACAAGUAGGAAGGCAGAAGAAAGUGAAGCUGUUAUGGUGACAAUCACACUAUAUUAGAAGUCAUUCUACUCUAUGUGAAAAGAAUACUGAGAUCUCUUUCCCACUUCUGUAAGUGCCAUGAUGCAGGACAAGCAUGAGAUUAGGAAGCACCAGGAAAGCUGCCACUCUCUGAAUGAGUUGUAGGAAGUUAGUGAUAGCAGGGAUUUCCACAGUAAUGGUGCCUGAAGUCAAGUUGUCGGGAUGUCAGAUGCCCUCAUGACCCAGUUGUCUCCUCCAAAACACAGAAAUCAAACGAUGAUGCUCAUGUUCUCAAAAGUGUGACAAAUCUGUUU